GUUACCUUAGUAACACAAAUAACGCCCAGGCGCUUCCUUGCACUUUAGCAAGCCGGCUUUGUUAGCUUACGCCUGCACUUCUAAUAAAUGAUUUGGCGUCUGUAAAGAUACAACUAUGCCUAGGAAGAGAUCAUCCAGAGAAAAAACAAACAUCGAAGAUGAGUCUGUGAAAAACAAAGGGCCGACUCCAGAGGAAGCAUUACCUGCUCAGACAAUCAAUGAUUAUCGGUGUUCGGGAAAUGUGCAGAUCGACUUCCCUGCACUUUGUGCUUUUCUGGACAUGAAAAAUAUUCCAACCGUCUGCAUUACUGAAACAGAAGACACAGAUGACAACCAGUCUCAGAUAAAAAAUAAAUAUCUCUGGUGUAAGCCACGCUUAACAGUUAAGCUGGAGACUGAAGACCCUCACAGUGCCACAAAAAUAAAGAUUUCCGGAUGGAAAGUGAAUGAGCAGAUUUUCCAAGUGCUACAGAUAAUGCUUCCCUCCAUGAGCCAGCUAGCGAGCCUUCAGUUUUGGCAGACGGGACUGACAGAUCCAAUGGUAAUCUCCCUCAUGAACACACUAUCUCUUUGCUCCAGCCUCAGGUCUGUGACACUGGAAGGCAACGCUCUUCCAGAACAAAGCUUCCACCUUCUGUUAUCUGAAACCAGUGUCCUCACCCACUUGUCCCUUCGAAAUAAUCAGAUCGGAGAUGAAGGUGCUCACCUGAUUGGUUUGGCUCUUUCAAACACCAGAUCUGCUAACAAGAACCUUUUGUCUCUCAACCUGGCAUUCAACUCUAUUGGUGAUGCAGGUGCUAGGCAUGUUGCGCAGGGCCUGCGGUUUAAUCGUACUUUGGUCUUUCUCUCAUUGUCCAACAAUCAAAUUGGAGACUCAGGAGCUGCUCAUCUGGCUACGGUACUUGGUGAGUUCUCUCUAAAUCAUGAGGAAGUCAAAGAGAGGAGGAAGCUGCUUCUGCAAAGAACACAGACUUCUCGUCUUGGGCCUGAUCCUGAACAGUUAUGUGGAGAGCAGCUUGUACUGGGUGCUCUCAAGAGAGAGAACAAGACCACGCCCCCCAAAAAGGUAGUAUCCAGAAAAGAUGAGAAAUCAGCUGACAAUAAAGAGAAGUCUAACAAGAAAUCCACUGACUCAAAGGUGACUCAAAGCAAAAACCAAAAGCCGGGGGGUAAAGAAAAACAGUUACCAACACAAGAGCAGGCAGAGUUGGUGGGGAUAGUAAACCCCCUGCUGGACCCAUCGGUGCAUUGCAGGGACGGACAACUCUUCUUUCCUGGAAACAAGACUCUGGCCUCCCUCAACCUGGCAGGAAACAGAAUUACAGAAAAGUCGCUGCUGUUCUUCUUAAGGUCACUGGAGAUACAGGAUGCGGAAGGAGGUCUGCUGCGUCUUUGCUUGCAGAGAAAUCACUUCUCAUCAGAGUGUGAUUCCUACAUGAAGAUAAAGGAACUGAUGGCAUCCAGAAAUAAUUUAGAGCCUCUGAGAAGCCUCAUCAAAAACGAUCCUGAAACAAGAGAACAGGAAGGACAGGUUGCUUAAUGCUGAACAAACAGAUGUCUACAUCC
Molecule: messenger RNA, 1566 nt
Organism: Melanotaenia boesemani (Boeseman's rainbowfish)
Lineage: Eukaryota; Metazoa; Chordata; Actinopteri; Atheriniformes; Melanotaeniidae
Gene: lrrc71
Product: leucine rich repeat containing 71
Exons: 17
Coding region: 116-1540 (474 amino acids)
Molecular function (GO): protein binding
Source: RefSeq, a predicted model, not a curated record